UCUGAACGACUUUUCAUCUCACAGUGAAGCUCUGCACGGCCGUUAGUGAACUUACUUCAACUAUGGUUCUUACAGUUGCGAUCCGCCACAAAACGAUCAUUUCACACAUAGAAGCAUGUAGAUCUCCAGCUAGCUGCUUCUCUACCCUCAGCAUUUCUAUCUAAACUCAAAAUGUGUAGUCUACAUCAACUCUGGCCCACUUCUGAUCUCACACUUGAAUACACAAACCGCUUUUCUUAUGUGCCAAUCAUUAGAUUAUACGAUCAUUACAACAAUCCAUUAAUUUGAAUGACGUCAUAGCCACGAAAAUGGACUAUAAGCGAGGACCUUGCACCAUAAUUACGUACCCCUGGUUAUGAUAUUCACUUGUUAAUAAUUAUGUUGAAAUUGCAAUGCAGAUGGAACAAACGUUCAACAAAUCCUCAUGUUCACUACCAGUAAACAAGCGAUUUGACGGUGACCUGCAUAUGACCAGAGAUGGAACUGUCAACAAGAAGAGUGAAACCAAGUGGAAAAUGGAUCGCAAGAGAGAUAGACUUGUACUGGUGGAGACAGGCACCUCUUGGUUUAACUCUCCUCACCUCCGUGGAAACGGGAAAGGAGUCAAUGCAUUCCGUAUCUCACAAGCCAAUGCUAUGAAACCGAAAGCCAUGAAAGGGAAGCAGCAACCUGACUAUCCUCCCAUUGUUCCUAAACAAGCAUUUGGAGUAGACCAGCAACAAAAGCAUACUAGGCCCUGCUCAGCGAGACUACACACACUGGCAGCUCUACCUACGGGUUCCUUUACCGUGACAAAGGACAAUGAUAAUCACCAAAACACUAUUGAGUAUCCUCUGACAUCAGAAAGUACUGACACAAUAAUUCCUAGAGAACACAGUGAAGAAAGUGAAGAAACAAGUAGGCGAAAAAUGAAUGCCAGCAAGUACGGAGAAAUCUUAAUUGAGUAUGGGUAUGAGCUACUUUUGAUGAAGAGCUACUAUGAACUGUUGGACAAAAAGCACUCACAAACCUUGUUGGCAAUGAACAUUGCUCAGAAAACCAAUGAACGAGUUGGAAAUAAACAAUAUUUGCUAGACGAUCUCUAUGAUAGAGUAGACAAUGAUCAAGACAUGCUCGACAAACUAGAAACAAGUAUGGCCCAGAGGCAGCGCAUACUGGAUCAUAUCAAGAAUUUACAGAAGCAUAGCGAGUUCAACGAACUCCCAAUGGAAGAGAACCCUGCAGCUGAGGGGUUCCAUCCCAGAGUAUUCAGGUUUCCUCAUGAGAUUGACGACGAAGAGCCUAGUGUCACGAUUGAUGAAUUGACUGAGGCUGAGAGACAGAGAGAAUCAGAGGAGGAGAAACUGAAGGAUGAAAAACGAAGAGAGAAUACAGAAGCAUACCACCGCAUCUUUCUCUUUCAGAGAGAGAAGAAGAUUCAACUGACAACAUUGGUUGAUGAGAUGGCCAGAAAACAAGCUUCUAAGCAAUACAGGAUUGAAGAGAUGGAUAGAGUAAAGAGAGACCUCACACUAAAGCAAAAAAUUCACCUACGAAGUUUGAAAAACAGUUCGAAGAAAUUGGAAAAGAAGCUGGCUAAAAAGAAAAAUCAGCUGACCUACAGAGUAGAGACAAUGAAGAAGCUGGUAGAGCUUAAGAAUGAGAGCGAAACCAAUCCUGAUCCCAUGUUUACAAAUCCUUGUUUGUUAGACUUUGAACCAACAAAAGACCAGGCCAAAAACCUCCAAGACACAUAUGCUGACCGUCCAACAACUCGCUCACUCCGGCAGCGACUCAACCCUAAGUUUGUGAUAGCUAAAUUGCAAAAAAAAUUUAGUAAGAAACCAACAAAUGACAGACCUCUUGGAGCUCACCAUGGGCGUAGAACAGAGAAUAUGCAAGACAAUAAUAUUCCACGUGAAAUUAAGGACUUUCACUCUGAUUCAGAGGAGGAAGUGAGACCCGCACAAACUCAAGACAGUCAAAAUAACGGGCUAAUUCAUGAUCAAGAGCCACUCAAAAAUCAAAGUAGCAUUGAAAGUCUGGUCUCAGUUUGCAGUACUUUUCUGGAUGGAAUCCCUGGGGUAAGUGAUUGGGCAUCAGGAACUCCAGUAAGUCAGCCAAGGGAACUCUCAGAAUCCUUUGAAGAACCAGAGUACUUACCUGCAAGACUGAUAACGGUUCGACCAAGAAGACGAGAUCCAGCUGUUGAUCCUUUUCCAGAGCCGAUAUCUGGUGCAGCACAAGAGAAGUGGCUGGAGAAAUGCGUCAAAGAGAUACUCCAGAGUGAGACCGAGCCCCAAAAGGAUUGCAAGAUAACAGCAAAGUCAACCAAUUUGACAGCGAACAAUUCUGAGUUAGCACAGAAGAAGCAAGCUAAUCGCAAACCAUUCAAGUCAACUUUUUUCCCACUAACAAAUUGUGACGAGCGUAUGACUGAAUUAGACCAGAUCCUUGAAGAGCUGAGGGAUACUGAGCCACAUAUGCAAGCAACUGUGAUGGCAAACAAGCCGAAAGCCAAGAAGAGUGCAUCUGAAAUUAAAAUAGAGAUGGACCGAUUGCUCGAUGUUGAGAGCGAUUUGGAGUUUGAACAGCUGCUUGAGUUGCUUUGAUUUCUCACACCCCCAAAAUAUUCACGUACAUGUAAUCGGAUAAAUUAAUUGUCUCUUCACUAUUUCGGCCUUCGUUCUGUCAGGACCAGUACCAAAAAGAGUCGAAAUAAAAUUCAGGAGUUUCUUGAAGUUUGGAUUCAUGGAGUAUAAUUAAAAAUUAAAGCACGUACACGUACACUCACUCUCAUCAUAAAAAUUAUCACUCUUCGUUCUGUCCGGUGCCUUAUACUCGUUGAAACAGUCGAAUUAAAAUUCAUACUCGUAUCAUGGAGUAAAUUAAAGCACGUGCACGUACACUUGUCACCCUUUGCUCUGUCAGGUAUACCUUAUCUGAGUUGAAUUAAAAUUCAGGAGUUUCUUGAAGUUUGUACUCAUGGAGUAACUUAAAGCAUGUGCACUGACUCACAUCAUAUUGUCACCCUUCAUUCUGUCAGGUACCUUACUUGUUGAAAGAGCCGAAUUAAGUUCAGGAGUUUCUUGAAGUUUGGAUUCAUGGAGUAUAACUUAAAGCACGCACGUACACUGAAUCACAUCAUAAAAAUUAUCACCCUUCGUUCUGUCAGGUACCUUACUUGUUGAAAGAGUCGAUUUAAAAUUCAGGAGUUUCUUGAAGUUUGGACUCAUAAAGCACAUGUACGUACACUGACUCGAGCACAUCAUAAAUAAAUAUUGUCGCUGAAUAUCCCUUCACAAGCUAUAUAGAAUCAUCUCACAAACUCGCGAUCGAAAAAAUAUCUCCAUCGUACAAUCUCAUUCAGUACAAUUGUGGCAUGCUCUGUGAAAUGGAAUAACCAUAGUAGCAAUUGAGCUCACGCCAGAACUGCAUUAGUGUCCCAGCCUGGAAUAACCUUGGUGAAUGGACAAAUGAUUGUUUUUGCGUCAAGAGGUUGAUUGACUGCUUUUUUUAGCUAUAGUUGUGUAUUGAUUUUAUGUUUUAAAAUGCACUGUGACUCUUCUUUGCAAAGUUUUCAAUAAUUAUAAUGCAUGCACGCCUGGCCUGCAU
Messenger RNA from Halichondria panicea, 3594 nucleotides. RefSeq lists its product as uncharacterized. The record is from RefSeq and is a predicted model, not a curated record. Lineage: Eukaryota; Metazoa; Porifera; Demospongiae; Suberitida; Halichondriidae. The transcript is spliced from 4 exons. Bases 393 to 2591 code for a protein of 732 amino acids.